UGCCCUGCGGUACCCUAGCCGACCCUGGUCCAGCGCGACCCUGCUGGCGUGCCUUGCGCUUUUCCGGGCCGAGGACCGGCAGCCGUGAGAUGCCUGGGUUGGGGGCCGUGCUGCAGUGAGGGGGGCUCACAGGGUGUCGGGCUUGCGAAGCGAAACCUAUGGUGGUCUUCAUGGAAGAAAUAAGGAACUUGGCUGUGUUAUCCUGCCUCAGAGAACAAAUUCAUCUUUGCAGACCUAGCCUGGGUUGCUGCCUUUGAAAACAAGGAAGGGUCGGUAGAAUAUCAGCCACAGCACAGCAUGGAAUUUCCAGAGAGGUCUUACUUCAAAACUUCAUAAAGAACAAGAACACAUGGACUUCUGCAAGGGAGAUUGAACUGGCCUGAGUGAAGGAGAGGAUAAUGUGUGCCCAACCUGUAACUAACACCAAGGAGGUCAGGUGGCAGAAGGUCUUAUAUGAGCGACAGCCUUUCCCUGAUAACUACGUGGACCGGAGGUUCCUAGAAGAGCUCAGGAAAAAUAUCUAUGCCCGGAAAUACCAAUACUGGGCUGUGGUAUUUGAGUCCAGUGUUGUGGUACAGCAGCUCUGCAGUGUCUGUGUUUUUGUGGUUAUUUGGUGGUAUAUGGAUGAGGGUCUUCUGGCACCUCACUGGCUUUUUGGGACUGGCCUGGCUUCUUCAUUGGUUGGGUACGUUUUGUUCGAUCUCAUUGAUGGAGGUGAAGGGCGGAAGAAGAGUGGGCGGACCCGGUGGGCUGACCUGAAGAGUGCUCUGGUUUUCAUUACUUUCACUUACGGUUUUUCACCAGUGCUAAAGACCCUUACAGAAUCUGUCAGCACUGACACCAUCUAUGCCAUGUCCGUUUUCAUGCUCUUAGGCCACCUCAUCUUCUUUGAUUAUGGUGCCAAUGCUGCCAUUGUGUCCAGCACACUGUCCUUGAACAUGGCCAUCUUCGCUUCUGUCUGCCUAGCCUCACGCCUUCCCCGGUCCCUGCAUGCCUUCAUCAUGGUGACAUUUGCCAUCCAGAUUUUUGCCCUGUGGCCCAUGUUGCAGAAGAAACUGAAGGCAUGUACUCCCCGCAGUUAUGUGGGGGUCACACUGCUUUUUGCAUUUUCAGCCUUGGGAGGCCUGCUGUCCAUUAGUGUUGUGGGAGCCAUACUCUUUGCCCUUCUGCUGAUUUCCAUCUCAUGUCUCUGCCCUUUCUACCUCAUUCGCCUGCAGCUUUUUAAGGAAAAUAUUCAUGGGCCUUGGGAUGAAGCCGAAAUCAAAGAAGACUUGUCCAGGUUCCUCAGCUAACUUAGGGACCAUUAUCAUAUUGUUAAAGCAAGCUAACAGACUAGCCUUCUAACAAAUACAAAAUUUGAAGGAAAAAUGCCAUUCUGGAAGCAGCAGACUGAUGUAAGAGAACAGGUCAAAAGAAAAACAGAAGCAAAGGCAUGGUGGUGAGAGUACUUGUCCUUUGUGUUAUUUCGUGGAUGAAAAAGCUUCCUACGGCCCUCUUGAAUUAUUGCCUCUCAUUUACUAUUCACUGUAACAAAUGAAGUGAUGUUUUAUUAAAAAAAUAACAACACA
Messenger RNA from Lepus europaeus (European hare), 1568 nucleotides. RefSeq names its product phosphatidylinositol glycan anchor biosynthesis class C (gene PIGC). Gene Ontology annotation, biological process: GPI anchor biosynthetic process. The record is from RefSeq and is a predicted model, not a curated record. Gene Ontology annotation, cellular component: membrane; glycosylphosphatidylinositol-N-acetylglucosaminyltransferase (GPI-GnT) complex. NCBI's taxonomy places the organism in Eukaryota, Metazoa, Chordata, Mammalia, Lagomorpha, Leporidae. The transcript is spliced from 2 exons. Bases 399 to 1292 code for a protein of 297 amino acids.